This is a messenger RNA of Theileria parva strain Muguga, 3567 nucleotides long. It is a transcript of the gene fhkD, whose product is annotated as Protein kinase domain protein. Bases 182 to 3532 code for a protein of 1116 amino acids. Gene Ontology annotation, molecular function: ATP binding; calcium ion binding; protein kinase activity. The transcript is spliced from 5 exons. Gene Ontology annotation, biological process: protein phosphorylation. The record is from RefSeq and is a predicted model, not a curated record. NCBI's taxonomy places the organism in Eukaryota, Apicomplexa, Aconoidasida, Piroplasmida, Theileriidae.
UUAUAAUUCAUUUAUAAUGAAAUAUCGCAAUAUUUUAUUAUAUAAUAAAUAGAUUAAAUCUAUUGAAUUGUAAUAUAUCAUACAAACACAAAUUGUUUCAUUUCAACCGGAUUUAAAAGUUUUAAUUUAAACACUGUAUUUUAUCAUGUUAUUUUUAAUUUAGUUUUUUAAUUGUUGUAAUAUGGGUGCUGGACUUUCCUCCCACUACGGUUUAAAAAAUAAAUACGUAAAGGAGAGGCUGAAAAAAUUCGAUCCAAAUGAGAUCGAAAUGCUUUAUAAAAUUUAUAAAGAACUCUCCAGUAGAUCAUCAUCAAAUGGUAUAGAUAAAGAAACCUUUUUGCAGUAUUUUAACCUUCCAGGGCUUUGGGGAGAACAAUUGUUCAGAAAGUUCGAUUGCAACUACUCCGGAGCCGUUGAACUGGAAGAGUUCUUGCUCGGAAUAUCUGUUUCAUGUAGAGGAACGAGGUCCGAGAAGAUUUUUGUUCUGUUCAAGUUAUUUGACUUGAACAACGAUAAUUUAAUUCACAAGUUUGAGCUGAUGACCAUGCUCUCAAACUUUCCGCAGAUAUCAAAAUAUUUGUACACGUCAAUUGACAAAUCUGACUCAAUAUUUAACACGAGGAAUCGAAAUUUAAAGAUACUUGACAGGAACUUUACGCUAAAUUCUAGAAUCCUCAAUUCCUUCUCAUCAAAUGAUAACCAUGGAGAAAAUUCCAACCGCGAUACGCCAACUAAUAAAUUAUAUCACAUCAAUGAAAGAGAACUGAAGAAGCCUGUCGAGACCGACGUUUCCGCAUCAUCAUCGACGAGUUCGACUACUAAAGUGCAUAGAAACACAACUCGCAAGAAUGAUUUCAACGCGAGAUCGCUGACAGACUUUUCAUUCGAUUCAAAAUCACUGACCCUGUAUAUAAAUAAUUACUAUAAGGACUGCAGUGAUAACUACGAGAAUUUUAACUACAUAACUCCAAAUCAUAGGAAGAGUAAUGCCAAACUGACAAAACGAUCAUACUCACUGACGAAUUUAGAUAAACAAAACAACGUCUCAGAGUACCAGCCGAACAAGUAUGAUUUGUAUCUGGAGAACUUUGACUCGUCAUCGUUUGAGGCGUCAGAGCCGGAUGACGAUUUUAGCAAGUGUGACGACUCAAACUCUAUGAUAGAUACAUGGAACGACGAGGAGUUCCCAGACGUCAAUAGCUAUGCAACAAACGAAGAGGACUCAAUGUUUUUAAUAAAGUCAAUCAUUAAUGAAUAUGAAGAGAAUGAAGACUUGGAAAGAGCGACGAUGGACCUGGAGAUGUUGGUUGACCACAUAUUUGAGGAAUGCGAAUUCAACGAAACAGGGUCGCUGAACUUUCAAAAGUUUAAAGCAUGGCUUGAAAAAAACGAUUCCAUACUGACGAUGUUCUCAGAAUGUCUACAUGAGGAGGUUUGGGGACUUGACGGGAAUGCAUUUCACCGAGAGAAGAGCUUCUCAGGAGACGCAUUUGAUAAGAUCAGCCAUGCACUUAUGAACUCACACGAAGAAAAGAAUGACCAUGAAAACGGCUUGAUAAAGAAGGAUAUGGAGUUUGACGAAAACACAAUCAGGACAAUAUAUCAGAUUUUCCUAGUUAAGGGCAAGCACCCGUUUGCAUAUACGCUGGAAAAUAACCCAAACUCGCUAGUUAGCGAAGAGCUCGUAGAACACAUGAAGACUAUGAAUAAUUUCAUGGUGCCGCCGCUGGGAAUGAAUCACAGGAAUCAUACAAGAGAUGAAUCUGUGGAAACGGGAGACAGAUUCUUUCAUGAAAUUUUUGCAUGUCCCAACUGCAAGACGCCGUUCCUGAUGUGCCCAGUCUGUUACAAGAAGCAUAACGCCCUUUCACUCCACAUUGAAUUAAACAACGUGUACAUAACUUGCUCAGAGUGCUGUUCGUCAAAUGAAAAGGGGAUUGGAGUGUUUACUUCAUGUUGGAUUUGCUGCUGGUCAUUUAACGACAUUUUCACCUCGCAGUCCUGGAAGCAGAGAUCUGACAGCAUUGAAACAAUGUCCUCAAGCCAGUCGGUAGGAAGAAGCAGUAAAGAUAGUAGUGAACUGAAGAUAAGUUCAAGUUCCUGUUUUGAGAAGAGCAGUUCAAAGUUCGAUGAUGAUAAUGAUAACCUAAACUUUAAUAUAACUACAAAGGCAGGAGUAAUGUUUAAGAUUGGGAAGACACUACACCAGUGGAAGUCAAGAUAUUAUGUUCUGAUAGGUAAUAUUUUAUACUACUACAAGGAUAAAUCAAGCACAAGACCGAGAGGUUGUAUAUUCCUAGAAGGUUGUUACCUGCAUUCGUUAAGAAAGAGAAGAAUUGGAAACAAAUAUGGGUUUUCAAUAUUCCACAAGGGAACUAAGAUAUCGAAAAGAGAUUUUUAUGUCGAUACAAUGUCAGACUUUCUAGAUUGGGUUGAAGUGUUGACUCAUGCAAUGAAACAGCAAACGAUUGCAAACAAGUAUGAAAUAUGCGAAGCACUAGGACAAGGAAAGUUUAGUGUUGUUUACAGAGGCGUUUCGAGGAAAACGGGAGUGGAAUAUGCGGUUAAAAUCAUUGACAAGAAUAAAAUAACACACCAGGAACGAGAAUUGCUCAGGAGCGAAAUCUCAAUCCUCAAGCUUCUAAAGCAUAACAAUGUUAUAUACUUGAAGGAAAUAAUAGAUAUGAAGGAUACUCUGUAUAUAAUAAUGGAACUGGUGAGAGGAGGAGAAUUGUAUGAUUUAAUACAUUCGGAGCAUAGGUUGUCAGAAUCUCAUACUCACAGAAUUAUCUCACAGCUGUUGCAAACUGUGGCAUAUCUGCAUAACUGCGGAAUUGUCCACAGAGACCUUAAACCAGAGAAUCUGUUAUUGACAGAUAAAACUGAGCUGGCCUCAAUUAAGUUAACAGACUUUGGUCUAUCAACUCUUUGUGGACCAAAUGAUAUACUAAUUCAGCCCUGCGGAACACUUGCAUACGUAGCUCCAGAGGUGCUGACGAUGCAGGGAUAUAACCAAAAGUCUGAUGUGUGGUCAAUAGGCGUGAUAAUGUAUCUGUUGAUAAGAGGAAGACUUCCAUUCCCAAUCAAGAGAGCAAACACAGUUAAUAUAUCAGACCACUAUAAACUAACAUUUGAUGGACCAAUUUGGAAAUCCACAUCAUCUUCAGCCAGAGAUUUAAUAAAGAAAUUGCUUGAAAUUGAUCCAAUUAGGAGAAUAUCAGUGUUUGAAGCUCUGGAUCACAUUUGGGUGAAGAACUUUGUAGCUGUGGAUCACGACUCACCCAAAAUCAGCAACCUGAGUAACCAGGUAUACAAUGAUGAAUUUUAUCAAAGUUUGACUAAGGAUAAUGACAAUACGUUUGUUCUCCCCUACUCUGAAACCUGCAACAAUAACCUCAAGAAACUUGAUGUUUUGCAAAAUGUCAUGAACUCGCCAAACUAUUCAAUUAUUUCACAAAGUACGAAUUCUCCAAGAGAUUUGAGAAACUCAAGUAGUAAUGAAAGAAAUUCACCAAAAAAGGUGAGAAUUUAAAGUUUUAAACAUAAAAAUUUUAAUUUAAUACAAAU